AGCAGGAACUAAGUGCUCAGGCGGAAGUAGCGUCUAUCUUCUGCAGCAUCACCAACGUGCUAAAGCACCUGGGAGCCAGAGCAGUCAUGUGGCCUCUCGUGUGGACUGCGAUGCGGACCUACGCUCCCUACGUCACCUUUCCUGUCGCCCUUGUGGUCGGAGCCGUGGGCUACCACCUGGAGUGGUUCAUCAGAGGGACCCCCAAAACGUGGGUGGAAGAGAAGGGCAUCCAGGAGCUGAGGGACGAGAGGAAGCUGCAGGAGCAAGCGGGCAUGGACGGCACGCAGGUGCUUAGCCUGAAAGACAAACUGGAGUUUACGCCCAAAGCUGCUCUGAACAGGAACCGAUCAGAAAAGAGCUAACCGUCUGUCGCUGGCGUUAGAGACUCGUGUUUGUCCCUUCUCACAGCGGGAGGAUGGUUCUGGAGGUGAAGCAGAGGGAAAAAACAUCUUUUCUUCCAAGCCAACUCAGACAUUCUUCAUCACCCACGGCCACCAAGACUCUUUUGUCCAUUUCAGAGACUUUCUAGAAGCAGGAGGGUAAACAAAUGGAGUUAAAUACACCAUAUAUGUGCUGUAUGUGAUUUUCUGACCUUCCACUUAAUGUUGCAAAUACGUGUUUGUGCAUUAAUCAGUAGCUAAAGCAAGUCUCUGUAAUUAAAACACCUUAAAUACUGGAACCUUUGGGUGUUCAGGCAUUGAACUGAAUUAAGGUUUGUCUGCUGGCCUGAAGAAAACGUUAUACAUUGUUUUAUUUAAAUCCACCUGUGCCACUGACAUACAUGUUAUUGUGACUUGUAACGGAAUCACACUCGUGUAAUUCCUCUAUUUUCAUGUUCAAAAGUUGCCACACACAUGUUUCUCCUUUUAAUCUUUUCUUUAGGUUAAGGAACGACAUGUGAUUGUGAACAUACAUGUGGAGGAAGAAAGAAGGGUCUUUGUCUGCAGUUCUUUUAUCUCAUGUGUAACCUUUGAUGGUAUGUGACUAAAUAAGCCAGCGGUGUGGGAGGUCUCUCAGGAAGUUUAAGCUGCUUAGUCCUAUUGUCUGAAACAUCCAUAUAAUGCUUUCAUUUUAGAAAGUCUGGAUUUUUUUGGCACACCCAAAGAUUUAACUGUGUGUGUUCACUGGAAAAAUGCAAUGAAUAAAAUAAAUUUG
Molecule: messenger RNA, 1155 nt
Organism: Limanda limanda (common dab)
Lineage: Eukaryota; Metazoa; Chordata; Actinopteri; Pleuronectiformes; Pleuronectidae
Gene: smim12
Product: small integral membrane protein 12
Exons: 2
Coding region: 87-362 (91 amino acids)
Source: RefSeq, a predicted model, not a curated record